Molecule: messenger RNA, 1485 nt
Organism: Pistacia vera
Lineage: Eukaryota; Viridiplantae; Streptophyta; Magnoliopsida; Sapindales; Anacardiaceae
Product: OVARIAN TUMOR DOMAIN-containing deubiquitinating enzyme 12-like
Exons: 10
Coding region: 502-1182 (226 amino acids)
Biological process (GO): protein deubiquitination
Molecular function (GO): cysteine-type deubiquitinase activity
Source: RefSeq, a predicted model, not a curated record
UCAAUUGUGUAUAGACCACAAACAUAUUCAGAUUUUUCUGAGUCGGGUUCAGGAAAAAGUACCAAUUAUAGGGAUAAAUCUUGCAAAUGAAGAAAAAGAAGAAGAAAAAAUAGAAAGGACACACGAAAGAGAACAGACACGUGUCGUGAUGGGAAAGAACCUGUCUCAUUACCGAGAAACCGCGAAAGCCUAACUACCAACGCCUCCCGAGUGAGAUCAUGCCAACAACUUGGUUUUGCGGAACAGUCGAAAUAAAUAAAUACGUAAUAAAUAUUGUUUCUUUUUCUUUCUUUUCAACUCCCACCAUCACCCACCAAAUCAUCACGAGAAAAAGUUUUGUGGGUAAUUUAUUUUUUAGAAGUAUCUCUCCAAAUCCAAUCCAAAUUACCGCGUCUCAAUCUUAUUAACAGUAAAGCUUUUAACUCCGGCAGUCUGCCGUAGAAGGCCAUAGUAGUUGGUGUUAUCACUUAAAGAAGUUAGCAGUACUUGCGUGAUUACAUUAUGUGGAAUGGAACUCAGAGUGUUGGUGAAUCUUCUAGCUCAACUUCCUUGAGCAGUCAGCAGGAUGUUGAGGAUGACCAAAUGAUUGCCUUCGUACUUUCAGAAGAGUAUGCUAAGUUAGAUGGUGUUGUUGCUAGGCGCCUUUCCAACCUGGCCCCUGUUCCUCAUGUGCCUCGGAUAAAUACCUAUAUCCCCAACUUAAGUGAUGCCAGUUUGGAUCACCAACGGCUUCUCCAGAGGCUACAAGUCUAUGGUUUAUGUGAAGUGAAGGUCUCUGGGGAUGGAAAUUGUCAGUUCCGUGCACUUUCAGAACAGAUGUACAAGUCACCUGAGUAUCACAAGCAUGUUAGAAAAGAGAUUGUGAAACAGCUGAAAGAAUAUCGCUCUUUGUACGAAGGCUACAUUCCAAUGAAGUACAAACGUUACUACAAGAAAAUGGAAAAAACUGGUGAAUGGGGGGAUCAUGUCACUUUACAAGCAGCAGCUGAUAAGUUUGCAGCAAAGAUAUGCCUCUUAACGUCAUUCAGGGAUACUUGUUUUGUUGAAAUUACUCCACAAUACCAGGCACCUAAACAUGAGUUAUGGUUAAGUUUUUGGUCAGAGGUACACUACAACUCACUAUAUGAAAUCCGAGAUGCUCCAGUUCAACAAAAGCCUAGGAAGAAACACUGGUUGUUCUAGAGGAAGCAGAUAGGUUAUUUUGUCAAAGCAUUCAUGAGGUUGAAUACAUUUUAGUAUUGUGCAUAUUUUCCUUUGUUUUCUUAUAUAUUUAUUAUAUUCUUUUUUCUUAAUUCUUACUAUUAUAUUCUUCAGCGAUAGUUUGAUUUUACUACUAUAAAUACUAUACGAUAGUUUUGAGAUGUACCAUGUUCAUCAUAUUCUUGCUUCAAGACUAAUUUUUGUCUUCCAUUUGGGAGAAGCUUAUUUAUUUUAUCUCGUGCAAUUUAUAUUAAAGUAAUAAUUAAAAUUACCAUUUAAAACUUU